GCGCUAGCCGCAGGUGGGCUGAACGGAUGCGCGGGUUUGAUGACAUCAUGGGAACGCACAGGGGGAGUAAAUGGAGGUGGUAAUGGUUUCAUCACACACCGGUUCAAGUGCACUUCAUCUCUGCCUUUAAAAGACAUCGAAUUCUUUGCUAUAUGAGGCCCACCGAAUUGUAUGGCUUGAUCCAUCAACAAAUAAAAAAUGGCAUCAACAAUGGAAGCAGCAGAUAUCGUUGUCGUUGCCAUGUACUUCGUUCUUGUCCUGUGCUUUGGCUUUUUUGCAAUGUGGAGGGCAAAUCGAGGUACCGUGAGUGGAUACUUCCUAGCCGGACGUUCCAUGAACUGGAUAAUGAUCGGUGCAUCACUGUUCGUCAGUAACAUCGGCAGCGAGCACUUCAUUGGCCUCGCUGGCUCAGGUGCAGCAAGCGGUUUCGCCGUUGCUGCUUGGGAAUUCAAUGCGAUUCUACUGCUGCAGCUCCUGGGCUGGGUCUUCAUACCCGUUUACAUCCACUCAGGUGUGUACACCAUGCCGGAGUACCUCUCCAAAAGAUUCGGUGGUAAGCGGCUGAAGGUUUUCUUCGCGGCCCUAACUCUGCUCCUCUACAUUUUCACCAAGCUCUCUGUGGAUCUGUAUUCCGGAGCACUCUUCAUCCAGGAAUCUCUGGGCUGGAAUCUCUAUGUGUCCAUAAUCCUGCUUAUCACCAUGACUGCCCUUCUUACAGUCACUGGUGGCCUAGCGGCGGUCAUCUACACAGACACUCUUCAGGCUUUCCUCAUGAUAUCGGGAGCUUUGUGCCUGAUGGCUAUCAGUUUAGUUAAGGUAGGAGGUCUCGGGAGUUUGCACACCAAGUACAUGAAUGCCGUUCCCAACAUCACUGCCAUUGUGCUAAAGAAUAACAUCACCUACUCAAAUUCCUGCCAUGUGGAUCCCAAACCAGAUUCGUUCAAGAUCUUGAGAGGUCCGUUGGACAAAGAACUGCCGUGGCCUGCUUUUCUUCUGGGCCAGACUCCAGCCUCGAUCUGGUAUUGGUGCGCAGAUCAGGUCAUAGUCCAGAGAGUCCUGGCAGCUCGGAAUAUUGCCCACGCCAAAGGGUCGACCUUGAUGGCCGGCGUCCUAAAAGUCUUACCGAUGUUUAUCAUUGUAAUUCCAGGGAUGAUCUCGCGUGUGCUCUUUGCUGAUGAGCUUGCUUGCAUUGGUCCAGAGCACUGCAUGCAAGUCUGCAACAGCAAAGCUGGUUGCACUAACAUUGCCUAUCCUCGCCUCGUCAUGAACGUUAUGCCCGUAGGAUUGCGAGGUUUGAUGAUGGCCGUGAUGCUCGCCGCUCUCAUGAGCGAUCUAGACUCAAUCUUUAACAGCGCCAGUACUAUCUUUACCCUUGAUAUCUAUAAGAUGGUACGUCACCAAACUUCCUCUAAAGAACUCAUGGUGGUGGGACGCUUGUUUGUGAUCUUCAUAGUGGCCAUUAGCAUAGCUUGGGUCCCAUUUGUCAUUGAGUUGCAAGGUGGUCAGAUGUUCCUCUACAUUCAGGAGGUGUCUGACUACCUUACGCCACCCAUUGCUGCACUGUUCCUGCUUGGCGUCCUCUGGAAACGUUGCAAUGAGACCGGUGCAUUCUGGGGUGGCAUUGUGGGCUUCUUGCUAGGAGCCAUAAGACUGAUUCUCGCCUUUGUAUAUAGAGAGCCGGACUGUGACACAACCGAUGACCGUCCUGCCUUUAUCAAGGAUAUUCAUUUCAUGUAUGUGGCAGCUGUAUUGUUUUGGGUUUCAGGGCUCGUGACAGUCGUCGUCAGUCUUUGCACGGAUCCACCAAGCAAGGAACAAAUUGCUACAACUACUUUUUGGGGACUGCGCAACAGGAAUCAACCCGCAGAUGCACACACAAAAGAGACAGGAGGCAAUGGCAAACUUUAUCAGCUUUCAGCGGAAACAAAAAAAGAGAAGACAUCGGAUGAAGUGGAAAUGAAACCAUUAUCUCAGGUUGUUCAAACAGGCCCUGAAAUACUUUCAAAUGGCCACUUGGAGUCUCAACAUACCCACAAAUAUGCAGGGAGAGAUAAGAGACAAUGUGUGAAAUGUUUGGAGUGGUUCUGUGGCUAUAGUAAAAAUUCAGAGGAAACAGAUUCCCCUUGUGGAGAUGACGACAGGAGUGUUACUGAGAUGCUCAAAGAACCUCCAAAAACCAAAAUUGUCCUCAAUCUCGGCCUCUUGUUAGUGUGUACACUCGGAAUUUUCUUGUUUGUAUACUUCUCUUUGUAAUGCUCAUGAUUCUAUCUAAUGUACAACUCAAAAUGUAAUGUGAUAAUGCCAUUGCCAAGUAUUACUGAUACUCUUUAGUGCUGGUUACCAGUGCACUGCCAAUACUGUACAUUUGUUCAAUGACUCAUAUUUAAACUCUAAACAUGUCAGACAUUCACAUUAUGUGUAAUUAGUACACUGACUAACAUAGCGAUCAAAAGAAUUGAUGUCAUUUGAUGUGAGAUUUAACAGGCAAAUUUUACCAUUGAAGCUGUUUUUUGUAAAGUCACGUCACCUACAUAUUUAGUGCUGAUCAUAAUACCAAAGCUGCUUGAAUUAACCAUAUGGUAUUUCCUUAACCUCAAGGAAUAUUCAUGGUUCAGUACAAGUUUAGCUCAAUCAACAGCAUUUGUGGCAUAAAGUUGAUUACUACAAAAUUAAUUUCCACUUUUUAUUUUUUCUCACUUAACAGUGAGAAAAAAUAACAGUGAAUGGGGCCAAUCAAUAAAUGUUGAAAUACUCACUGUUUCAAUAGUAUAGCCGCAACACAUGCUUGUUAACACACAUGCUUGUUACAGUACUGUAGAAAAAUACAGAAUAAUUUUUUUGGUUUUUUUUGCUUUUUUCCCACAAAAAUAAAGAAAAAUAAUGAUAUUUUUUAUGGUAAACAACAUUCUCACAAAUGCUGUUGAUUGACCUUAACCCAAAAAUUCCUUCAAGUUUGGCAUAUUUGGUUAUAUUUUUUGUAUUUUUUUAUAUAUAUAUUUGUAACCUUACUAGCAGAGUAAGGCAGGUGAAAGCAGUCUGUGAGCUCUGUGACUUGUUCGUCAAUCUCACCACUGAAACAUCACUGCCCACCACUGACCCCAUUAAAAACCCAUAGGAUUUUUUUGAGUUUGUUUGCAACUGCUUGUUUGUCAUUCUUUAACCCCUUAACUGUCACUGUCCCACUUGGCGCUUUUUUAUUGCCUUUUUUUUCCCUAUCAUAUGUUUUAGUAAUCAUCAUAAAUUAGGUAUCAUUUGAAAGCUUAAAAAUUCAUUCUGUGAAAACCGUUUUUAAACCAGACUUUGCUUUACCAUGUAAACUUACUUUAAAGGGAUAGUUUACCCAAAAAUGAAAAUUAUCUCAUGAUUUACUCACCCUCAAUUCAUCCUAGGUUUAUAUGACUAUCUUCUUUCAGACGAACACAAUCUGAGUUAUAUUAAAAUAUAUCCUUGCUCUUCCAAGCUUGAUAAUGGUAGUGAACAGUGCACGAGAUUUUGAAGCCCAAAUAAGUGCAUCCAUCCAUCAUAAAAAUAAUCCAUACGACUCCAGGGGCACCUUCUGAAGCGAAGAGAUGGGUUUUUGUAAGAAAAAUAUCGAUAUUUUAAACAUUAUUAACUAUAAUAAUUAGCUUCCGGUAGACGGCCGUACGCAUCGGUUUAUGGCAAAAGAGCAAUUUUAGAGUAAAAUUAUUUUGUAAAAUAAAUAUUUUGUAUAAAAUAAAAAGUGUUUAGUACAAUACAUGUGUUUUACAGUAAACCUAAACUUCUUUAACUUUUUUACACUUUCAGUGCUUUCACUUUAGCAAUAAUCUGCUGUGUCGUCUUAAGCUUUAAAAAGCUGUGUCUUCUUCAACCUUAGGUCUGUAUUCCAAAGCAUUCAUGAAUUACAACCAUUUAAGUUUGGAUAGUGCAUUUUCACAUCUAUGCUCAAAAAGGGAGUGACAGUUAAGGUCACUGAAAUUAUGUGGGCUAAUUAAAAACUCUUGUCCAAAUAAUACAACAUUCAAAUAUUUAUCUAUCCAACCUUAAACAUUUACCCUUGCUCAGUCCAUGUUAGCAUAGUGACUGAAAUAAAAUCAU
Ctenopharyngodon idella (grass carp) is the source of this 4077-nucleotide messenger RNA. It is a transcript of the gene slc5a3a, whose product is annotated as solute carrier family 5 member 3a. Gene Ontology annotation, molecular function: D-glucose:sodium symporter activity. The coding region runs from base 199 to 2253 and encodes 684 amino acids. The record is from RefSeq and is a predicted model, not a curated record. Gene Ontology annotation, biological process: inositol metabolic process; transmembrane transport; myo-inositol transport. The transcript has 2 exons. NCBI's taxonomy places the organism in Eukaryota, Metazoa, Chordata, Actinopteri, Cypriniformes, Xenocyprididae. Gene Ontology annotation, cellular component: plasma membrane.